CUUAGCUAGUGGGCCCUGGCCCCAGGCUGCCUCAGGAAGCGAGGCACAUGAGGUCUGCUAAGGGCAUGGCAAGUAGAACCUGGCCCUGUGUGAGGUGAGGCUUGGUUGCCAGGUGACUGUCCCAAGGCAGCCACCCCACUGUCUGAAGCACUCUGCUUGCUGUGCUGAGCCCUCAGCUGCAGCCACCGGGGUACCACUCCUUCCCUUGCCACCAUGUUGAGGCAGCUUAACAUGGACACACUGCGGCAAAACUUCUGGAAGGAGGAAUAUCUGAGGGAGAAGAUGGUGCGCUGUGAAUGGCACCGCAAGCAUGGGUCGAUGGUGAAGGCCAAGCAGAAGGCUAAGGCUGCAGCCCGCCUGCCCCUCAAGCUGCCCACCCUGUACCCCAAAGCCCCACGCUCACCCACACCUGCCCCGCAAGCAGUCCCUUCCAAGGCCCCCAGCCCUGUCCUGGAGGCUCCUUUUCAGUCAGAAAUGUACCCAGUCCUGCCUACUACCCGGGCCCUGCUGUAUGAAGGCAUCUCCCACGACCUCCAGGGGCGCUACCACUACCUUAACACCCGAAAACUGGACAUGCCGGAGACACGCUACCUCUUCCCCAUCACCACCAACUUCACAUAUGGCUGGCAGCUAGGGACCCUGAGGGAGAAGUCGGGAGCACCUUUCUAGCAAAAGCAGGAGGCAAGCCCCAGAAGGGCAGCAGAAGGUAGAAGGAAGCCCCAUCUCUCCUGUGUGUUCCUGUGACAAGCAGGGCUGGGUGUCCCCACACUGCCUGGUAGAGGAUCCUGAAGCUAGGGGUGAUGGGUAAUGAUGGCAGACAGCUGCCUGUCUUUCUGCUGUCACUGCUGUAGCCAGGCAUCCAGCCAACCGCCCGUAUUCUCCCACAGCCCUCAUGCCUC
Molecule: messenger RNA, 899 nt
Organism: Lemur catta (Ring-tailed lemur)
Lineage: Eukaryota; Metazoa; Chordata; Mammalia; Primates; Lemuridae
Gene: SPMIP1
Product: ATP6V1F neighbor
Exons: 2
Coding region: 214-669 (151 amino acids)
Source: RefSeq, a predicted model, not a curated record